GCUUGUCCAAGAAAAAGAAACACCACUGUCAAAGAUGAAUAUAAAGAGGCAGGAUCUUCUUCUGAAUCUCUAUCCGGCCGGCCUGACUUUUGGCCCCAGAGCAAGAGACAAAAGCAAGCACAUCUAAGCUAGUAUGGCUCGCCUCUCCUGCUUCCUCCUCCUCCUGCAGGCGCAGCUCUUCUUGCUGGUCGCCGGCGAGUUCCUCCGCCUGCCGUCCGAGCAGGAUGUUGCCGGGACGAGGUGGGCCGUCCUAAUCGCCGGCUCCAACGACUACUACAACUAUCGUCACCAGGCGGACGUGUGCCACGCGUACCAGAUCAUGAAGAAGGGCGGGCUGAAAGACGAGAACAUCAUCGUGUUCAUGUACGACGACAUCGCCAACAACCCGGACAACCCGAGACCCGGCGUGAUCAUCAACCACCCCACCGGCGGCGACGUCUACGCGGGGGUCCCGAAGGACUACACGGGCAAAGACGUCAACGCGAACAACUUCCUGGCUGCCCUGCUCGGCGACAAGUCCAAGCUCACCGGCAGCGGCAGCGGCAAGGUGGUGAGCAGCGGGCCCAACGACCACAUCUUCGUCUACUACGCCGACCACGGCGGGCCAGGGGUGCUCGGCAUGCCGGAAGACGAGUCCUACCUCUACGCCAACGACCUGGUGCGGGCUCUGGAGAAGAAGCACGCGGGCGGGGCCGGGUACAAGAGCCUGGUGUUCUACCUGGAGGCGUGCGAGUCGGGGAGCAUAUUCGAGGGCCUCCUUCCGGGGAACAUCAGCGUGUACGCGACCACGGCAUCCAACGCCGAGGAGAGCAGCUGGGGAACAUACUGCCCCGGCGACGUCGACGGCGCGCCGCCGGCGGAGUUCGACACCUGCCUCGGGGACCUCUACAGCGUGGCCUGGAUGGAGGACAGCGACGCGCAUAACCUGAAAGCCGAGUCCCUGAAGCAGCAGUACGACCGUGUCAGGGACCGGACCUCGGCGCACGAGACGUACAAUCUCGGCUCCCACGUCAUGCAGUACGGCGACCUGGGAAUCAACGCGCAGAGCCUCGACAUCUUCAUCGGCUCCAACCCUGCCAACGACAAGAGCAAUUCCUCAGUAUCGUCCUUGUUAAGGAAUGCCCGUGCCGGCGUGGUGCACCAGCGGGACGCCGACUUGCUCCACUUCUGGCACAAGUAUAAGAGGUCGGCUGAGGGAUCGGCUAGGAAACACGAGGCGCGGAGGCGCCUGGUGGAAAUGAUGGCUCGGCGGGCUCGCGUGGACGGCAGCGUGGAGCUCCUCGGUGGCCUUCUGUUCGGUUCGGAGGAAGGCGCCAAGGUGAUGAACGCCGUGCGGCCGGCCGGGCAGGCUCUGGUUGACGACUGGGACUGCCUCAAGGAUGUGGUGAGGAGGUUCGAGGCGCGGUGCGGGCCGCUGACGCAGUACGGGAUGAAGCACAUGCGGGCGCUCGCCAACGUCUGCAACGCCGGCGUCGGCGUGGAGGCCGUGGACAGGGCCGCGUCUCAGGCCUGCGCCGUGCAUCCUUCCGUGUUCUGAUUUGCUCUGAAUGAUCGGUGUAUCCUGUCAGUGCGAUUGAUUGCUGCCACUUAAAUUGUGGUGAUCGGUAUUCGGCAUGUGCAUUCCAUGCAUCGUCGAUUUAUAUAGUCGUGGAUCACUGUAAAAGUGUAAGUACUGAAUAAAACAGUGUAUUUGAAGCUAAUUAUUGGGGGGAAAUCUGUUUAUGAA
This is a messenger RNA of Brachypodium distachyon (stiff brome), 1726 nucleotides long. Its product is annotated as vacuolar-processing enzyme. Bases 134 to 1537 code for a protein of 467 amino acids. NCBI's taxonomy places the organism in Eukaryota, Viridiplantae, Streptophyta, Magnoliopsida, Poales, Poaceae. The record is from RefSeq and is a predicted model, not a curated record. The transcript has 2 exons. Gene Ontology annotation, molecular function: cysteine-type endopeptidase activity. Gene Ontology annotation, biological process: vacuolar protein processing.